Molecule: messenger RNA, 1964 nt
Organism: Darwinula stevensoni
Lineage: Eukaryota; Metazoa; Arthropoda; Ostracoda; Podocopida; Darwinulidae
Source: the annotation of a GenBank genome assembly
GCCUGGGAACAAAGUCCGCUGCCUCUCUCUCGGCUCGCUCAUACGAGGGCCUCUCUCCCCGCGCGCCCGUGCUCGCCUCAUGUCGUCGUCGCCCGUAGCGAAACGCUUCGCGAAACGCGCCGUGUUGGGCGCUCGCGUCGCGGUCCCCGAAGGACCUUUCUACCGCCAGGCCACGAUCCUGCGGUACGUCGACGAACCCGGCGGCCUGUUCACGGUGAAACUCGAAGACUCGGCCGUCGUGAAAGACGUCCACGAAUCCGUGAUCCUCGGACCCGGCUUCAACCCCGUGAGUUCCGCCCUCUUGCGCCCCGGCCAGAGGGUCUUCUUCACGCACAACAAUCGCGAAGUGACCGGACUCGUGAAACAGUUGCUGGCAAACGACGAAGUCCUCAUCUCGCUUCAAAGCGAACACAGAAACAGUCCCACGGAGGUGAAGCGUCGAGCGGAGGAGAUCCGGUUCGUCGAGAGCCGCAAGAGCGCCCGACUGCAGGACUCGGAGUUGGACUUCGCGAAGCUGGCGGACAUGACGUCGUCGUCGUCGUCGUCGCCCGGGGGGCGGAGUCCGCCGAGGAGCAAGGAUCACGCAGGCCGGAUCCACUCGGUGCGUAUCCUUCGGAUGCCGGGCGUAGUGGAGACCGAAGGCCGCCGCGACGAAGGCCUCGGUUGCGACGGCCCACGGCGCAACCUCGUUCCUCGUCUCCCGGAUUCCGACGAUGCGCAGUCGAGGACGGGGCCGGCGAGCCCCCACCGAUCCGAGAGGAGAGAGUUCCAGCUGGUUCUCGUUGCGUCAUGGGAGUCCCGGACGUCAAAUUUGCGUGGGUACAGCCAGUCGUGGGCGGACCGCCUGUCGCCGAGCUCGACGUCGAGCCUGGGCAGCGCCGGGACGAACGGGAUGGCGCCGGACGGACCGGCCUCGCCACACACCCCCUCCGACGAAGGCAUCGUCAUCGAGGACGGCAUCGUCGAGAUGGACGAAUCCAUGAUCAAGGUCGGCUCCCGUUCCCGUUCCCACGGAAACCGGCGCAACGCCGGUCUUUAUUUUCGAACGACCGUCGUUCGCGUCGGGGAGGCGAUCGAAGAGCCUUUGAGACGGCGGUGCCAGCCGCCGACAGGUGGAAGGCGGUUCGCCCCCGCCUUCCAGUUCGACGAGGACGGUAUACCAGUGCACGUGGCCGGGAUGCGGCGUCACGACGUCGUCGUGCCCCGCCAUCGAGACGCACGUCAGGGUCGCCCACCUCGGGUAAGCCGCCGGCGUGCAUUCCGCGUAAAGACUCUCGCCUCGCGACGCGGAGAUGAACCCGUUCGUCCCGCCCGCAGGGGGAAAGACGGAGAGAACACGGACCACGAGGAGGAGUUCUACUACAACGAGGUGGAGGUGACGGUGAGCGGCGGGGGGGUGAUGGGGGGAGCGAUGGGGGGGACGACGACGACGUCCUCCCCGCCCACCCUCUCCCACAUGGACAUGGCCCGACCCCCGCACGAGAACCCGGAGUACCAGCGGGAGCGACCGGUCGCGGCUGCCGUCCCCAUCUCCAUCCCCCUCCUCUCCCGAUCCUGGCAUCAUCCGUACUACGCGAGCUCCGGAUCCCCGGUGUCCCCGCAGAAGUACAUGCGACUGAGCCCCAAGUCAUCGUCCCCGAAGAUCUCCAUCCUCCGCCCCCGCGUCCGCGGCGAGACGAAGAAAUGCCGCAAGGUCUACGGCGUGGAGAACCGGGAUCUCUGGUGCACCCAGUGCAAGUGGAAAAAGGCCUGCUCACGAUUCACCGACUGAUCACCUCAGCAACAUCAUCAUUUUUUAAUCAUUUUUUUCGCAUACUCCCAACCGGAUUUGGGAAGCGACAGAUAGCUAGAGAACAUUUUUUUUUUUACAUCUACGCUUACUCGCGAGUCGGUGUGACGUUUGCUUUAUUUUAGGCAUCAGAUGAUUGUUGUCUUGGUUCCUUUUUUUUUUGUCCCCUCCCGUU